GAUUUAAAGCAUCGUUUGAGCCGUUUUAGUCAAGAUAUGAGCCAACUGACCCCGACAAGCGAUAUCGAUGGUGCUCGUAGCCCGAAAGCAUGCCAGCCUUGUGCAGCAGCUAAAGUCAGAUGUGAAUUUCAAGGGGGAGAGAAAAUGUGUCUACGUUGCCAACGCUUGAAAAAGUCUUGCGGUGACCAAGUUCCGGGUGCCCAUCGACGAAAAAGGCCGAUAGCACACUCACGUUCAGUUCUUGAUGUAGUGGAAAAUACUGAGUCAUUUACCUCGAAAGAUCCCGAGUCAAGCCCGUUCAUCGGAAACACGAUUCCAGCACUGAACGCAGCCUACUUUUCUCCUGCACUCUGGAUUAGCAGGCUCGUGAAAAGUGAUGAAGAAGGGGAGUUGUUGCUGCGAAAAUUUAGGCUCGAGUUUUCUCAGUUCUUCCCCUUUGUGGCUGUACCUCCUGUUAAAACUUUCCUCAAUCUCCGAGACGAAAGUCCCUUUGUUCUGAUUGUCUCCUUGAUGGUCGCUUGUCGAGACGACGGUGUUUUGCAAAGCGCUGUGGCAAAGAAGAUACGCGAGAUCAUAAGCUUCUCCGUUUUGGUGAAGGGUGAGCAAAGCCUUGACCUUCUUCAGGGGCUCAUGCUGUUUCUUGCAUGGUAUCAUCUCCACAUGCACUUAGGCUCCCAAGUGAGCAACCUGAUCCAUAUCAUAAUGGCAUUGAUGACAGAUCUCGGACUUGAUAAUUGUGGGGCAUACAAGAAUUGCCGACCAACCUACGCCAAUGGGGGAUAUUUUGGCAAGCACGGACCUGUCCCAGUACCCGCGUUUGCUAGAGACAGGUCUGCAGUUAUUCCGAUCACCAAAACCCUGGAAGGAUGCAGGACAUUCCUUGGAUGCUUUUUUCUCUCAUCUGUCGUCUCAAUGUGUGCUCGCGAUAUUGAACCUAUCAAACAAUCCAAAUAUGUGGCAGAGUGCUGUCAAGUUUUACUGGAGGGUAUGCAAUACCCCACAGACAGUGUUGCUGUCCAUUUAGUGCGGCUUCACGGCGUAGCGGACCGAAUUUCGCAAGCGUUAUGUGCUGAUGUAUGGGACUACCCUGUUGGUCUCAACUCAGCACCUAUCGGCGUCUAUGUCAAGGCGCUAGAAUCCGAGUUAAUGCAGCUCAAACGGUCGCCAGCAGAAGGGACAAACGAGUAUAGUGAGUCAACAAAAGGAAGGAAAUACAGAGCUGAUCAAUCACAGUCCUUUCAGUACACUAUCGCACCAUCGAAGUGUUCCUGUAUGAGAUCGCGUUAAGUGAGACUAUUGAGCCCGAGCGCUAUGGGACCUAUCCUUUUGCGCGGUUAAACAUGCUUUAUGCUUGCCUAAACUCUGUCAGCCUGCUUUUUGACCACGUCAAUGCAAUUUCGGCAUCAGAGUGGUACAACAUACCCUAUACUACGUGGGCAGUGGUCAGGCAUGCUCUUGUUGUUCUCUCUAGGUUGUGCCUAUGUAACGCAGAGGGCUGGAAUAAAGAUUACAAUCGGAGCAUUAUCGAUUUCUCAAGAUUGAUGGACACCUUG
This is a messenger RNA of Exophiala aquamarina CBS 119918, 1553 nucleotides long. RefSeq lists its product as uncharacterized. The record is from RefSeq and is a predicted model, not a curated record. Gene Ontology annotation, biological process: regulation of DNA-templated transcription. Gene Ontology annotation, molecular function: transcription cis-regulatory region binding; zinc ion binding; DNA-binding transcription factor activity, RNA polymerase II-specific. Gene Ontology annotation, cellular component: nucleus. The coding region runs from base 37 to 1287 and encodes 416 amino acids. The transcript has 4 exons. Lineage: Eukaryota; Fungi; Ascomycota; Eurotiomycetes; Chaetothyriales; Herpotrichiellaceae.